Bacidia gigantensis is the source of this 1152-nucleotide messenger RNA. RefSeq lists its product as uncharacterized. The record is from RefSeq and is a predicted model, not a curated record. Bases 1 to 1152 code for a protein of 383 amino acids. Lineage: Eukaryota; Fungi; Ascomycota; Lecanoromycetes; Lecanorales; Ramalinaceae. The transcript has 4 exons.
AUGGCGACCGAGAACAAGACCAAGGGCAACACCCGAACCCUUCUCUCCGUUGCUCGAUUUGCCGCCCUUUACGCUAUUUACUACUACACAGUACGCUUCCUUGACGAAAAUUUCCUCCAAGAUGCAGAAGAACAGCUUAAAGCCCAGAAGAAGAAGGAUGAGAAGAAAGCAGAUGGAAAGGAAGAGGAUUUCAAGAUACCAGAUGCUACCCCUGAAGACGGUAUAUUCAUAUCCCUGUGGUUUCCAAGACAAAGACCAUUAGAGAUGUUCGAUGGGAGCGAGUCAGAAUGGAAAAGCAUGGUUGCCUUUGCAAGGAAUAAACAGGAAAGGAGGAGGAUAGAACAGACUUUGACUAAGUUUUUUGUUCAGCGAUACGUCAGCAAUCGGAAGCUCUUGCAGCAAAUGGGGGAGCGUACUUCCGGCGAAAUGGACUGGAAACUCCGUUCAGUAGACUUCGACUAUACCUUCCCGACCCAUAAACCUGUAGAAUAUGAGCGGUUUGGGCUAGAGAUUACAGAUGAAUCUAUGUACUUUGUGACUAGACCAAUGUCACAAUUCGAUUACAUGCGCGUCAAGAACACUAUAUGGCCCGAGGCUAUUGCACGGUCUAUCUGGAGUGGCGGAUCAAUACUCUUUGGGUCAGGAUACGACAAGAUGAAGGGGCUAUUGGAUGAGAAAAGAGGCAAAGUUGAGGAUACGAUCCCUCAGCCAGAGACCUUCAGUCUAAGCUCUGUGUCUAAUUCAGAUAAAGAAGCAGACCCCGAUUUGAGGGCAGGUGCCAAACCGGCGGGUCAGAGAGAUUCGAGCACAGAUUCAGAUAAAUCAGCGCCGCAGUCUUGUGGGUCCGAAUCAUGGAGUAAGGCCUUGAUUAUCAGCUCUCGUCCACUACUACCCAAACCGACGAAGGAUACAGCGGCGGUAGCGAAAGCGACCACGAAAACUCUAGCCCAGAGAUGGGGUCCGAAAAUUGCGCUCAAACCAGGAAUGAUUCUCAUUGACGGGACGGUGAAGAUAGAGGGGCCACGAAUUCUGACGAAGCUUCAUUGGGUUGCUCUUUAUAGGCCUCAGUCGAAGGAUUGGAUUCCUGUUUCCGGGGAAAUCAAGCAUUACUCGCUGAAGACUUUGAAGCCGCUGGGGUUCAAAGGGGAUUGA